AUGCCCAAGGGAUACGCUAUUAAGGACGUGAAGAACUGGACAGAUUUCCAGGUGAUUGACUUUGAUUUGAAGAAACCUGCAGAUGACGACAUUGACAUCGCCAUUACCCACUGUGGUAUCUGUGGUUCCGACCUUCAUACCGUUUCCGGUGGAUGGGGCGCUCUCAAGGUGCCUGCUUGCAUUCCUGGCCACGAAAUUGUGGGAAACGUGACCAACGUCGGUAAGGGAGUGAAGGACAUCAAAGUCGGUGAUCGAGUUGGUCAUGAAAACGAAAAUUACUGUAUCGGCGAUGGCGAAGGGUACAUGGUCGACACGUACAACUCCAUCUGGCCAGAUGGUAGCAUUGCACAGGGCGGCUACUCUACCAACAUCCGCACCCCUGAGCAGUUUGUAUUCCCCAUCCCUGAUGGCAUGAAGUCGGAGCACGCGGCGCCGAUGUUGUGUGCUGGCUUGACGCUUUACAGUCCCUUGCGCCGCAACAAUGUAGGCCCUGGAAAGCGCGUUGGUAUUGUGGGUAUUGGUGGUCUCGGCCACUUUGGUGUGAUGUUUGCCAAGGCGAUGGAUGCUGAGGUCAUUGCCAUCUCUCACUCCGCCAGCAAAAAAGAGGAUGCUCUGAAGAUGGGUGCUUCCCAGUUCAUCGCAACUAAGGAAGACCCCAACUGGUUUGAGCGUUUCAAGAACAAGCCGUUCGACCUGAUUGUCAAUACGGCCUCCUCUGCUGCCGUCGACAUUCCCGCCAUGAUCUCUGCGCUCAAGGUGGAUGGCAGUAUCAUCUCGGUUGGUAUGCCUGAAGACCUGAUCCAGCUGCGUGUGCAGAACCUUGCAAUGCGCUGUUCUUCCAUCGGUAGCAGUCACAUUGGCAGCAAGGUCGAGGCGAUGGAGAUGUUGAAGCUCGCGAAUGAAAAGAACGUCGUGCCUUGGAUCGAGCUUAUCGACAUGAAGGACUGUUCGAAGGCUAUUGAGCGCGUGUCGAAGGGCGAUAUCCGAUACCGCUUCGUGCUCAAACAAGAUCUUGAGAAGCCCGACACGUUGUCGACGCUUAUUAUGUCUGCGUUCCGUGCCUCUACAGUUGCGUUCCGUGCCAUGCGCCCCAGCGCUCCGGCGCGUUUGCUGAAGCCCGAGUUUCAGCCGCAUUUUGCCGAUGUAUGGAUUCCUUCGCUUAUCUUUUGGGGAGCAACCGGCGGUGUCUUUGUCACACUAGCUCUUAGCGGUGUCCCCAAGUUCGAUGUGGAUGUUCUUGAGAAGACACCUUUGGCAUGGUUUUACAAGGCCUAUCGGCUCCGCAUUCGCGACAAUCGCACCAUGCCAUUUUCUCGCGCUGUUCCCGACUCGCUCUUGGACCGCAAUGCGUCCUGGUCGCAAGAUUUUGUUUCCUCACAGCCAGAUUUAGCGGAUGCACUUAGUGAGGGCCAGCAUCCAAAGGUGUUUUGGAUCGGUUGCAGUGAUUCUCGUGUGCCGGAGAGUGUGGUGUGCAACGCACGACCUGGAGAGCUAUUUGUGCUGCGCAAUGUUGCGAACCAAUUUCACAUUCAUGACGAUAGUGCCGUGAGUGCGCUGACCUUUGCUGUCCAGGCAUUGGGAGUUGAGCACAUUAUCGUGGUCGGCCAUACCAGCUGCGGCGGUGUCGGUGCUGCUGUGAAACAAGUUCUGCGCGAACAGGAGGAUGAGUAUAUGGGCCCGCAAGAGUCAAGCGCACUCACACGUCACCUCAAUCCUCUCAUGGAUCUUGCGCGUUAUUUACGUGUACGUGUACGAGAGCGACACCAGCUCGGACAGCAAGAGUUGUAUGAGCGCCUGGUGCGUAUGCUUACUGAGGCGAGUGUGCGCAAGCAGAUCCAGAAUAUUGUUGAGCACCCUGUGAUUCGCGACAACUGGAACCAGAAGGUAUCGCCGUUGAACGACAAGGUGAACCCGCGUGUCACCAUUCAUGGAUGGAUCCAAAAAGUAGGUAGCAGCCAACUGUUGGAGCUCGACGCUACAGUACGACCCCCUCCAUUGGAGGGCGAAGAGCCAGAGCAUGUGUAG
Molecule: messenger RNA, 2025 nt
Organism: Malassezia vespertilionis
Lineage: Eukaryota; Fungi; Basidiomycota; Malasseziomycetes; Malasseziales; Malasseziaceae
Product: alcohol dehydrogenase (NADP(+))
Exons: 11
Coding region: 1-2025 (674 amino acids)
Biological process (GO): alcohol metabolic process; mitochondrial electron transport, ubiquinol to cytochrome c
Molecular function (GO): zinc ion binding; alcohol dehydrogenase (NADP+) activity; carbonate dehydratase activity
Source: RefSeq, a predicted model, not a curated record